Uloborus diversus is the source of this 1067-nucleotide messenger RNA. RefSeq lists its product as uncharacterized. Lineage: Eukaryota; Metazoa; Arthropoda; Arachnida; Araneae; Uloboridae. Gene Ontology annotation, biological process: cristae formation. The transcript has 8 exons. The record is from RefSeq and is a predicted model, not a curated record. Gene Ontology annotation, cellular component: MICOS complex. The coding region runs from base 122 to 874 and encodes 250 amino acids.
CUUAGCCACGCCUUUUUCCGAGUCGAACUCGAAGUGAAGGUUGUUUGAUUAGCUGCAAAGCUCUCAUCUCUGUCGACAAACAAAAAUUUUAUCAUACUCUUGAAAAAGUUCUUUAAAAAUCAUGAUUCGCCAGAUUACCUGUGUGGCUGCAGGCAUGGGAAGUGCAGUUGCAUUUGUAACAACACAAAAGCUGCAAGCAAAAGAUAUGGUCGCUUGCCAUGAGUGUCGUAUGAAAAGACUUCCUAAAGCUCGAGAAUUACCAAUAUAUGAUAAGAAUGAAAAUCUUUCCAUUGAGUAUGAUGAAACUUCUGUACCUCCAAUGAUGUCUGGGAUAUCAUCUCUUAGACAACAGUUGGUGAAAUAUGGUUCAUAUUUAGAUGUUGCAAAAGAAGAAGCUGUUCAUAUAUAUGAAACAGGAGUUGCACAUUCACAAUCUUCAUUUGAAUAUUUAAAAGACGAAGAAAACAAAAUAGCUCGAAUAGCUAUAAUUGGAUCUGGAGGAUUAAUAGGAUAUCUCUAUGCAAGAAGAGGAGGCAUUAUAAAAAAACUUCUCAUGCCUUGUAUUGGAGUUGGAGCUAUGUUUUCCAUUUUUUAUCCAAGUAUAGCAAAAACAUAUGCUGUAAAUGGAUUUGAGUUUACAAAGCAUCAUGUUGAUAAUGCUCUUUCACAAUAUGGAGGUUAUGAUACUGGGAAAAUGGCUGAAGAUACAAAUGCAAAACUUGAACAACUAAAAAAGUUCAUGAAAUAUGAAGGUCUUUUGGAGAAACUGAAAAACAUGUUCAACAAUAGUACUAAUGCAUCCAAAAAGACAAGUCUUGAAAAUGAUGAAAAUAAAUCCGAUCAAGAUCUCUAUACCACUAGAACACCUACAUAGGGAUGCUAUUAUUAUUUACAUAAAAAAUGUACUUGUGAUAAAAUUGGAGGGAAAAAGUUCUGAACCAUUUUAAAGACUAUUGAAAAAUGACAGCUUCUGAUGUACUUCAAUUUGUUCUUUGCAUUUCGUUUCUUUACACUUUAAAUUAUAGUUAUUAAAGAGUAAUCAAGCUUAAUGAAUCUUAUCUUUCUGG